Lagenorhynchus albirostris (white-beaked dolphin) is the source of this 1122-nucleotide messenger RNA. It is a transcript of the gene XKR9, whose product is annotated as XK related 9. Bases 1 to 1122 code for a protein of 373 amino acids. Gene Ontology annotation, cellular component: plasma membrane. The record is from RefSeq and is a predicted model, not a curated record. The transcript has 3 exons. Gene Ontology annotation, biological process: apoptotic process involved in development; engulfment of apoptotic cell; phosphatidylserine exposure on apoptotic cell surface. Lineage: Eukaryota; Metazoa; Chordata; Mammalia; Artiodactyla; Delphinidae.
AUGAAAUAUACUAAGUUAAAUUUUAUGAUGUCGGUUCUUGGCAUUAUAAUCUAUGUAACUGAUUUAAUUGUGGAUAUCUGGGUGUCUGUCAGGUUUUUCUGUGAGGGACAGUAUGUUUUCGGUAUUUUAACAGUAAGCUUUAUGCUCUUUGGAACACUUGUGGUCCAGUGUUUUAGUUAUUCUUGGUUCAAGGACGAUUUAAAGGAAUCAGGCCAAGAAAGUCAGCAUUGUUUUCUUCUACUUCAUUGCUUGCAAGGAGGAGUUUUUACAAGGUAUUGGUUUGCCUUGAAAAAGGGUUAUCAUGUGGCUUUCAAGUACACCAGCAAAACGGAUAACUUCGUGGAAGAACAAAUCGAUCCUCAUAAAGAAGUUAUAGAUAGGGUGACAGAUUUGAGCAUGCUCAGGCUAUUUGAGACCUACCUGGAAGGCUGCCCACAACUUGCUCUUCAGCUCUACAUCCUUCUGGAACAUGGUCAAGAAAAUUUCACUCAGUAUGCAGCCAUCAUGGUCUCUUGCUGUGCUAUUUCUUGGUCGACUGUUGAUUAUCAAGUAGCUUUAAGAAAAUCCUUACCUGAUAAAAACCUCCUUAAUGGACCCUGUCCUAAACUCGUAUAUCUCUUUUACAAGUUGUUUACAUUAUUAUCUUGGAUGUUGAGUGUUGUGCUUCUUUUGUUCUUAAAUGUUAAGAUUGCUUUAUUCCUGUUGUUAUUUCUUUGGUUUUUAGGUAUAUUGUGGGCAUUUAAAGAACAAACUGAUUUUUGUGCUUCCAUAGGUAUGGAAUUCAUAUACAGGAUUGUCGUUGGAUUCAUUCUUGUCUUUACAUUUUUUAAUAUUAAGGGACAGAAUACCAAAUGUCCAAUGUCUUGUUAUUAUAUUGUAAGGGUAUUGGCCACAUUGGGGAUAUUGAUUGUGUUCUGGUCUUACCCACUCUCUAUUUUUAAUUCAGACUAUUUUAUACCUGUCAGCAUCACUAUAGCUCUUACUCUUCUCCUUGGAAUUAUUUUUCUUAUUGUUUAUUACGGGACUUUACACCCAAACAGAAGUGAAGAAACAAAACUGGAUGAAGCUGAUGGAAAACCAGUUCAAAGAGAUUGUAGAAUGAAGUAUUUCCUAAUGGAAUAA